CUCAGCCAGUGUAGCCGGUCCGCCUGCGCUCUUGCCUGCCGCCUUAGAAUCCCCACCCCCAAGUUAGAGCAGGAAAAGUCCUAAUUACGAAACCAGCUGCCGCUACAGCUGUAGCUCUCCCCUUUCCGUCUCAAGCGGAACCUUUGUGAUGAGACUCGAGGGCAAAGGGGAGACAAUUCACCGGCAGCCCUGGCAGAGGCGGAGCAAAAGGCGAGGCCUACUGAGCGCUGCUGGUGCCGCAGAAGCCGCUUCCUUUCUUGUCGCUACCAGGUCGGUGUCAGUGUCCCGCACGCUACAGCCUGGUCCUUUUGGCGCCACUGCUGACGCGCCGUGACCUGCUCCUUACCCCUUCUUUUGUCCUGCUGUGGAGGAGGCGGCAGCGCAAGAAGGGGAAAGAAAGAGGGCGAGAAGGUCACUGCGCGGUACCCCAGCGUCGGCGUCUUUCACUUUCGUAUUCUUUGCCGGGGCUCCCCUGGCGAGGAAUUAGAGGACUCGUCGUUUGGACAGUGUAAGGUGGCUCUAUUUAUCUUCCCUCCGCAAGCUCACGCAGCUCUUUCGAGAGGCCUCAAAGCCUGGGUGACUUUGGGAGAGGAAGGUGAAAAAGGCAAAAUGGUACAUGCUGAAGCCUUUUCUCGUCCUCUCAGUCGGAAUGAAGUUGUUGGUUUAAUUUUCCGCUUGACGAUAUUUGGUGCUGUGACCUAUUUUACUAUUAAAUGGAUGGUAGAUGCAAUUGAUCCAACAAGGAAACAAAAAGUAGAAGCUCAGAAACAGGCAGAGAAGUUAAUGAAGCAAAUAGGUGUGAAAAAUGUAAAGCUUACCGAGUAUGAAAUGAGCAUUGCUGCACAUCUCGUAGAUCCUCUUAGCAUGCACGUAACAUGGAGUGAUAUUGCAGGUUUAGAUGAAGUUAUUACAGACCUGAAGGACACAGUAAUUUUGCCAAUCAGAAAGAAACAUCUGUUUCAGAACUCCAAACUUUUACAGCCACCAAAAGGAGUACUUCUCUAUGGCCCUCCAGGCUGUGGUAAAACCUUGAUUGCCAAAGCUACAGCCAAGGAAGCAGGUUGUCGAUUUAUUAAUCUUCAACCCUCAACACUGACAGACAAAUGGUAUGGGGAGUCUCAGAAGCUGGCUGCUGCUGUUUUUUCCCUUGCUAUGAAGCUUCAACCUUCCAUCAUUUUUAUUGAUGAAAUAGAUUCCUUUCUACGAAGUCGUUCAAGUUCUGAUCAUGAAGCCACAGCUAUGAUGAAGGCCCAGUUUAUGAGUCUCUGGGAUGGUCUGGACACUGACUAUAAUUGCCAAGUGAUAGUGAUGGGAGCAACCAAUCGCCCUCAGGAUCUUGACUCUGCUAUUAUGAGAAGAAUGCCCACACGAUUUCAUAUCAAUCAACCUGCAUUGAAGCAGAGAGAGGCAAUCUUGAAACUGAUUUUGAAAAAUGAAAAUGUGGACAGGCGUGUGGAUCUCCUUGAAGUUGCUAAAGAAACAGAUGGAUUCUCAGGAAGUGACCUGAAAGAAAUGUGCCGUGAUGCUGCGCUGCUCUGUGUCAGGGAAUAUGUUAAUUCUACAUAUGACGAAAGUAAUGAAGAAGAUGAAAUUCGACCGGUGCAACAAAGGGAUCUGCACAGGGCAAUUGAAAAGAUGAGGAAGUCCAAGGAUGCAACGAAUCAGAAUGUUCUAAUGCACAUUAGUUUAGAUUAAGGCCGCUCUAACAUGGCCUCAUUUAGUGACUGUUUUUUGUCAUUUAAAUAGUGGAAUUGGAUUGGAAACAGAAAUAUCCUUUUAAUAAGCGUUUCUGGAAUUUUUUAUAUGCGGAUAACUAAGUUAUGGAAGUCCUAGUAUAUUGCAAAGUUGGAUAUGGCCUUUGUAAUAGAUCAUGACAUGGAAGAAUGUAGUCCAGAUCAAAAGCAAUGUCUUCUUUUUGUAGCCUUAAAAGCCUGUUGAUUGGUUCUAGUAUGGCACACUAUUUCUGUGGGGAGGGAAAACCAAGUCCAUGUAUAUAUGUAUGAGUGUGUGUGUGUAUAUACGAUAUGUAUAUAUAGCCACACAGUUUAUAUAUAGACAUAAUAUGUAGAUAACUUGAAUAUGAAAAGUCUUUUUUUCCUUUGACACUUAUUUUCUGGAUCAAACCAAAUGAAGAGGAUUAAACUAUUCAAUACACACCAAUUUUUGUGUAGUACCUUAACGUCAAGGCUGAAAACCUUCUGGAAAUAAGUCUUUCUUGAAUGCAGAGAAAUCUGACUUCUUCCUCUUAACUCAUGGAAUCUACUAGUGCCAAUCAGUUUAGGUAGAAGACUUAUGUAACUCCUCAUGAACCUUUUGAUUUAUAUAUGGAUCAUUGUUUCCUUUUUUAAUACGUGUUUUUAAUAUGGUCAGGAUUAACCAUCAUGGAACACUAGUAACUGCAUAUCACCAGAAUUUAUUUUUCUAUUUCUGAAUUGCAAAUAAUUUCCUCUUUUUUAAAAAAUACUAAAGACUUGAGGGCUCUUGUUGCUAAAGUUUCUUUAUCACUAUAAGACUAUAUUGUAGAACUUGCUAGUACCUACAAGUGGUCACAACACAAAAUUAUAGCAUUAAGUGCAUUGAUCUUAAAUUUUUGCACAGUCCCCCCCCCCCAUUUUGUGUAGAGUAGCUCUCCACUAGAUCUUCUAGUGGAUAGAAAAAAAUACUAGUGUUCAAAUAUUCUAAAGUAAAAGUGAGAUGGCAUUUCAGGAUUAAUAUUAAACAUUUUGUUUACUCUGUUUAAAGUUGGACACUGAUAAGAUGAAUCAAUACUAAUCAAAACUGCCAGUUACCCAAAACGUUCAGAGCAGUCAUAAGCAUUUUUAUAUGCUAAAACAUUAGUCAUUGAAAAGAGCAUUGAAAAAGAUGUAUUAAAAGCAGGUGAAGGGAAUGGCUAAUUCUAGACUUCCAUCAACUCAAUUUAUAUAACUUGAUUGUGGCUAUUUUUGCAGGUGCUGUUUUGGGCAUUACCACUUUUUUUUAUAAAACACAGGAUGCUCAGUGGUUUGCUUUUUUUUUCCAAUGAAGAAAAGUAGUUUGUGGCUAAGAGAAACACAGGAAAUCCACAGUACAGGUUUACGGUCAAGAUCCAGAGGAGUGCGUGCACAAACACAACCUGUGUGUACAUCACAGUGUUUCUCAGUUUCCUUCCCAGGAAAAUCCCAGAAGAAAAUCACCAAGUUGCUUUGCAGUUUGGGUGAGACUAAAAAGCAGUCUGGGGUUUUGCAUGAAACCCUUUUUCAUGCAAAAAAAGGGAAUGCUGCUGCAGUAUACUAUUUAUUUUACUCUAUGUUGUCUGUUGAAAUCUCUCCCAUCCAGUCACUGGAUGAGUAAUAGGGGCCAUUCUGUGGGAUGAAUUCUGAGAAUAAUAUUCUGAUGGUUGUUGAUGUGCCCCUUUGGAUUUCAGCCAUGUUGUGUCUGACCACUGAAGUAGUAUUACUUGCUUUCACUGUUGGUACUCACCAAUACAUCUGUCUUACUGAAUCCUUUUAAAAGCCAUUUAUGUGAGUACCUUCUGCAAGACUGAAUUUUGGGAUGUUGAAGUGCAUAGGUAAAUUGUGACAAAAGUACUGCUUUGUAUAGCCUUAAAUCUGUCAUCCGUCAGUUCCUUUCCAUUAUCGUGUCUAUAUUUUAAAAGAGAAAAUAGCUUUUUUUUGUCCAUGCCCCGGUUUUAUUCAUUGAAUUUCAGUAAAACCUCAUAAUACAAAAUCAGUACAAUUCUCUGAGCAUUUCAUAAGGAUGCUGUUUGUUUUUACCAUUUAUUAUACCUUGUAAACAAGGUCAUACAAAUUGAGCUUUUCAAAUAAUAAUGAAUCCACUCAUAAUUUGUGUGCCUUUUCUAGAAAAUUACAAAUUAUGACAAUUUUCUGCAAAAAUGACAAAAGUUACUAUAUUGUUCCUUCUUGUGCCCUGAUACGUUAAUCUAACCAUUUUAUGUAUUUAGUUAGAGGCACUAAGCAGCUCCACUUAAAGCAACGGGAAUGAUGCCAUUCAAUUGGAUGUAGAUAGCACCUGAUUUCUUUCCCUUUUUCUAACAAAAUGAAAUGCUUUAUUGAAUCCCUUUUCCAGUUCUUCACAAUUGCCUAUUUUUCAGGAGGAAAAUCAAAUUUCAUUUGGGGGUAGUGGGCAUGACCCAAAGCCUGUAACAGCUUAGGAAACUCAGCAGAGUUUCUCUGCAUGCACAGAAGUACUAGCUUGUCCACACGAGGUCUCUGGAUUCUGUUCUCUAUAAUUUCGAACAAUAGAGCCUUUGAACAAGAGAUCUAGCUAUGUCACUCUGUAAAACAUUACUUGGAAAUCUCAAACCAUCUGCCUUUUCCCACCACUUCUCUCAUAGUACUUACUUGAUAGGCAUUGUUUAGUUGACUGAGGGAAGUAAUGAUAUGAAGAUUUUGAUUUAAUUUCCUCUAGACUCCUACAAUUCUGCUAUAAUAAUCCACAGAACAAUUCUUUGGGCAUUCACUCUCCCCCCCCCCAAACACCUUACAUUUAUGUGGACUUUCUGGCUGUAAGACCCACACAGCUAUCUCUGCCUAGAGGUAGUUCUUCAGCCAAUAUAAUUAACUGUUUACUAUAUUUAGAUUAUGAAAUUAAGAGCAGUCUUUCAAAAUAUGAUAAGUUGCUAAUUGUUGCAUCCUUUCCCUCCUCCCCCACUAGAUAGGAUCAGAUAUGUUGGCAGACGAUCCCAGUUAAGGUUUCUGGUGAUUUCCUCAAAAGGUAAAGAUGCCCCAAAUCAAGCAGUGCACCCCCCCCAAGUUUUGGCACUUUCCCCUCAUACUUAAAAAUCAGAUAUAUUCCCCCUUUCUCUGGACUGGAGUCUUAGUGUAAUACCAUUUUGACACUUGCUAUUCAAAUUUUUAUUAGUCUUACACACCCCAAUAAAUCCUAACCAACUUUUGUGUUUUUGCUGAAGCAUCUUUCUUUAUUAUGACCAAGCUCUUCCUCGAAUUGAUCACAGCUAAUUUUCAACUUGUUUAGUUAGUUGUGAUUAUUUUUUCAUAUUAUACUUUACCACACACUUAUUUAGGCUCAGUCUUAACAAGUACCGUCACUUAUUCCAGGGAAAGGUUUGUGGAAAUCUUUCAGUCCAUACAGUACUGGGUUUAAUUGGGUGGAAUUGUCAAGUUAGGCUGCUUCACACAGCAGUGCCCUACUUGAUUCAGACCAAUCAACCAGUACUCCUUUUUUGAAUAGGUGACCACCUCCAUAAGCGGUAUACCACUUAUUUGAUGUAGAAUGUGGGGUUUAGGCGCCAUGUGGAGGCUCAGAGUGUGCACCUUUUGAAAAAGGUGGGAAGAAAAGUUCAGGUGCACAUGUUAUGUAUACAGCACUUCUCAUGGAGCUCCUGCUUUGCCACAGUGUAUGUGUGGAGGAGGGAAGGAGCGUAUACCUGUUCCUCUAACACAAAAAGAUGUUUAAAAUGAAGCUAUGAAUAGUAGCUUUGUGGGUGGCUAUUGUUCAUCCUUACUUUGAAAGCUAAAGUUACCUUUUGUCUGCCCUUUCUUUUCACUUGGUGGAAAGUGGACCUACCCCUUUUAGUUAAGGAAGCUUUGCUCAGCACAGCCUAUGGUGAGGUGCUGAAAUAAAAGCAACAGACAAGACACUUUGUCGCUAAGCACACUUGUUCAUUACGUGCUACUACCUGAAUACAAAGCAGAGUUCCUCGACUCUCAAGAGAAAAUAAUGCAGCUACUUGUGUUAAACAGUGGUUGUUUUCUGUAGGAACCCAACCCCCACAUCCAAAAAUAUUUGACAGAUGAAACUGGCCUUGACUGCGUUUAAAUAGAUGAUGAAGCAAUAAGUGUGAUAUGAUUGUAGCAAAACAUUUCCACUGCUUUUUCUAUGUGCUGCUGCUGGUACUUUUUUUCCACAUGGUUUUUAGGAUCAAGCAAAACUUUAUGUAUUAUGACCACAAUGGUGAAGUGUAAAUGAGGGGAAAACAAAUAAAACUCUCUGGCCUCUU
Molecule: messenger RNA, 5959 nt
Organism: Rhineura floridana
Lineage: Eukaryota; Metazoa; Chordata; Lepidosauria; Squamata; Rhineuridae
Gene: ATAD1
Product: ATPase family AAA domain containing 1
Exons: 10
Coding region: 610-1695 (361 amino acids)
Cellular component (GO): mitochondrial outer membrane
Molecular function (GO): ATP binding; ATP hydrolysis activity
Source: RefSeq, a predicted model, not a curated record